This is a messenger RNA of Drosophila persimilis, 4013 nucleotides long. RefSeq names its product organic cation transporter protein. The coding region runs from base 530 to 2413 and encodes 627 amino acids. The record is from RefSeq and is a predicted model, not a curated record. Gene Ontology annotation, biological process: transmembrane transport. The transcript has 6 exons. NCBI's taxonomy places the organism in Eukaryota, Metazoa, Arthropoda, Insecta, Diptera, Drosophilidae. Gene Ontology annotation, molecular function: transmembrane transporter activity. Gene Ontology annotation, cellular component: membrane.
UAGAGUCCGGGUCCCAGUCCGAGUACGAGUCAGUUAGCCACCGUCCGUUGCACAGUUCGCACGUCGCGUCUCACUAGGAGAGCCGCCCCGAGAAAGUAGUUGCCCAGUCUAUGGACGAUCCCUAGUUUUGGCUGGAACGGGAGUGGAGUGUAAUGCCAGCGAAUGCCAGCACGUCUGGCCAAUAUUUUGGGCCAUUGGAACGUGAUUUAUGUGGGUCAGCAGCAGCAGCAGAAGCAGCAGCAGCCGAUCGAGUGCCCUAGAGCUACUUAGGAAUAGCAAACCCCCCCCCACUCAGCCCCCCUCUGAGCAACCAAUGCCGCCGGCUGAUAAGAGACCAACGGAGGAGUGUGAUAAGAGCGCCAUUUGAGUGGAGUGGAGUGGAGUGUCGCGGUGCUUGGCGCCAAGUCGUAAAUUAAGUGAUUUCGGUAAACAGAGAGACUCAAACUGAAAUCGAAAUUGCCAUUCCCUCAAUAAUUAGUAUAUAAUCAUUAAUCAAAGCGAAUAUUAAACAAACAAAAAAACCAAAAAAAUGGCAAAACGCCUUGAGAGCCAUGAGGAGGAGGAGGCAGGAGGGGACCUGGAGUUGCCGCUGUUGUCGCAGCAGGAGCGGAGUCAACGGAGGAGUGGAACAAUUCCUGUGUGCAUCAUGCACAACACCGGCAAACCAACCACCGCCUCUCCGCCCACAGCACAGCAGCAACAGCAGCAGCAGCAGCAGGCAAGGCCACAGUCGCCGUCCCCCGGACGGAAUCCCGCGGAGGAUGAGGACGAGACCGAUGUGAUUGGCGACCUGAUGGGGCACUACGGCAAGUGGCAGCUGCUGAUGACGGUGCUGCUGUCGCUCUUCCAAGUGCCCAACACCUUUCACAUAUCCUCGUCGGUGUACCAGGCGGCCAACAAGGACUUCUGGUGCCAGCGGCCGCUGGAGCUGCAGCAGAUGCCCGUCGACGAGUGGCGCAACCUGAGCGGCUCCAACGACAACUGUCAUCGAUGGGAGGGCAUCGGCUGGAGCAGCCUGGCGAAUGAUACCACGCUGCAAGAGGUGAGUCCCUCAGUCCCUUCAUCCCUCUGGAGAACUCAAGUGAAACCCUCUCUAUCUGUCUUUCAGGCAGCGGAGGUGGUCGCCAGCGUGGGCAAUCUGGUGGCCUGCGAGAGCUGGGAAUACGAGACGCACGACAAUGUCGGGAACACCUGGACGUCGGAGUGGGACCUGGUGUGCGACAAGGAGCACCUGAAGAACGUGGCCGAGAUGUUCUUCCUGCUGGGCGUGGCAACAGGUGGCAUCAUCUCCGGCUAUCUGUCCGACAAGUUUGGCCGCAAGACAAUGCUCUUCAUAUCGGCCAUCCUGCAGACCAUAUUCGGUCUCUGCCUGUACUUCUGCAGCUCCUUCGAACUGUAUCUAACGCUGCGCGCCCUCCUCGGACUGGUGUCCGUUUCGGUCACCUACUCGGCCCUCAUUCUGGCCAUCGAGUAUGUGGAUGGCAAGUGGCGGACCAUCGCCGGGAUGUACAAUCUCUUUCCACUGCCAAUCUCCUACAUGAUCAUCUCUGGCCUGGCCUAUCUCACGCAAGACUACCAGGCCCUGCAGCUGUGCAUCGGUUUGCCGGGAAUAUUCCUCUGUUUUCUCUGGUUCGUGGUACCGGAAUCGCCGCGCUGGCUGCUGGUCAAGGGUCGUGUCGAUGAGGUGCGUCGCAUCAUCGAGGCGGCGGCCAAAUUCAACGGACGCCAGCUCCCAGUGGACUACCAGCUGACGCCGCCGACGCAGGAGAGCAGCUCCCAGAACAUAACGCAUCUGUUCCGCUCCAGCUAUCUGCGGCGCAUCACCAUCUGCUUCCUCUGCAUUUGGUUCACCAUGAAUCUGGUCUACUACGGCAUUAUCCUCAACAUGAGCUCCUUCGGGGGCAAUGUCUACUUGAAUUCGGCGCUAGCUGGCCUAGUCGAAAUACCCGCCAUCGCCGUGGCCAUGUACAUCAUCACUAAGGUGGGCAAGAAGUGGCUCUUCUGCGCCACACUCUUCUGUGCCGGCGUGGCCUGCUUCUGCGCCACCAUCACCGAGGGGCGCGAGGACAUACUCUGGCUGAAGAUCACAUUCCUGAUGAUGGGCAAGUUCACGAUCAGUGCCGGGAACACCAUCAUGCCGGUCUACACCGCCGAACUGUAUCCCACGGCCAUCCGCAAUGUCGGCGUGGGCGCCUGCAACGUGGCCGCUGGAUUGGCCCUGAUCCUGACACCCUAUAUAUCGCUGCUGAACAAAAUCGAGGGCCACUUGCUGAUGGCUCUGCUCACCGCCUGGAGCAUCUUUGGGGGCUUUGUGGUGCUCUUUUUGCCCGCGACGGCCGUCCGACGCAAUGCUGCCAACUCGGGAUCGGGCGGUGGCAAUCAGAAUGCUGCCAGUGCUGCCAAGCAGGUGUAAUAAUCGCUGCUGUCCUGCCCAGCCUCUCUGCCCUGCCCUGCCUCUGCCUCUGCCUCUACCUGUGCCCCCGCCCUGAAGAACAAAAUAUAUUUUGGCUGGUCCAAAGUAUGAGCUGAUGAUGAGAAGAAGAGAAGUACAGACCCUAGCCCAGCCACGCGCCUGGAACCUGUAACGAGUCGACAUAUCCACCGCCUCAAGCCACCUCUAUCCAAUAGAUCCAAGAGAUCCCACAGAUCCCACAGAUAAAUAGAUAAACCAAAUCGAUUUGACACGCAGUUAUUGUACGAAUGGUAAUCGAGCAAUCGAAUGUCCAGAUCUAUGCCAAUUUAGAACGCUAGAACGUCACAGAAUGUCAGGCAGGACCUUGUUUUUGCGUAGCACGUAGUGAGUACGAGUAUCUUAACAAUUAAUAAAACUACAACUAAAACUAAAACUAAAGCGUAAUGUAACGUAAUGGCUUAUAGCUUAUGUCAUAGUCUCUAAGUAUCGGAACACAAACCGCAAAAAGCAACAGAAAUACCACCCUGACAAAAUCCGUAGAAGAUUCUGUGUCUUUCCAGAGCUCAAACGAGACUUCGGUUCGCAUCGAAGGCAAUGAAUUUUUCCACAGAGUUCGGGGAGGUCUAUCAACAGAUAUCCCCCCACUGGAACUCUGUGUGAAUUUUGAGUAAAUCCCAUAGAAUAUCUUGUUGAAUUAAUGCAUGUACACAAGUAUUGCUAAUCUAAUUACAACACAGACACCCACACACGCAAAUUAUAUUCUUGUCAAUAUGUCUUGUCAAUAUCUCAACGUACACAUAAUCUUCUUGUCGUCGUCGUCGUCGUCGUCUUCUUGUUGUCUAUUAAUAAAAAAUGUUUUCCAAAACGCGAGAUCAAUUAGUGAAGAGUGAAGAAUGAAGAGAAGAGGCUAAAUAAAUCUUCGAGAAUUGUAAUCUCUAGUAAUCGUAGUCAAUUAAUGCUUAGUCCUAUCCGUACAUAUACACACUAUAUAGUGCUAUAUAUAGGGCAGAUCAGUCAUCAGUGAGUAUCGGUCAAUUAUAUGGAUUUGUAUAUAGUACAGUCAUGUACCCCGAGGACGAGGAGUUUUAUUGUUUCAAAAGUCGGCUCAAGAAACAGAACAACAAAAUUUCCAAUAUAAUGCAUUUAACAAUUAAUUAAUAUACAUAUGUAUAUGUGUGUAUGCCUAUGUAUAUGUAUAUGUAUAUGUGUGCGUGUAUGUAAAUCAAUAAAUAAAAUGUAGCAAAGAAAUACAUGCAUAUGCGCGUCGUAUAAAAGUAUCUGUUGAAUCGCUUGUUGUACUUAUGUAUCUUGUAUCUUAAAGAAUUGUUAUACUCAUUUCUCCAUUCAAAGAUGUGCAUAUAUAUUUUGUAUUAUUUUUACAUAGUUUAUGCUUAAUGUUUUGUUGUCUACUGUACUUACGAUAUAAGAUCCGGAGAGACUCUUUCUUUAAGUUUCGAAAUAAAUGGAAUACCCGAGAAUCAAUUAAUUGUUAAUUUUUAGGCCGGCAGAAGAGAUCAGAUCAGAUCAGAUCGGUUCGGAUCGGAUCGGAUCGCUCUUCUUCCCAAGAAAGUUUGAAUAAAUAAAUAUAUAUAUAUGAAAA